This is a messenger RNA of Ostreococcus lucimarinus CCE9901, 913 nucleotides long. RefSeq lists its product with no specific name. The transcript has a single exon. The coding region runs from base 36 to 845 and encodes 269 amino acids. Lineage: Eukaryota; Viridiplantae; Chlorophyta; Mamiellophyceae; Mamiellales; Bathycoccaceae. The record is from RefSeq and is a predicted model, not a curated record.
CGCGAGCGCGCGAACGCGACGCGAAGCGCGCAGACAUGAGCGAAGACGAACGCGGGAGCCUGCUGCGCGCGGCCGACGACGCGUCGCUGCGAUUGGACGUGGCGAGCGAGGGCGAAGGGCGCGAACACCAAAAUCGCGGGUCGACCGCGCGACGAACGAUCGGGGCGCUGUCGGGCGCGCUCGUCGCGAGCUUGGCGCUGAAUGGAGCGCAGUACGCGAGAGGUCGCGGUUGGACGUCGAGCGAGGCCGCGCUCGGGAGCUCGCGGUUCGCGCUGGCGGCGCCGAGGGGGCUGACGAGGGACGCGCACCUGGACGCGUGCGGACACGCGUCAAAGUUUAGCUUGAUGUGCGUCGGUGAGCGCGAAGAAAGGGGCUCGUGGCGCUCGAUCGCGAUGCUGGGACAGGAACCGAUGCAACAGUUCGGUCAGGAGAUGGCGGCGGACGCGGCGGCGAUGGCGCAGUCGGGCGCGGUCGAUUUGGCGGCGGCGGCGCACGCGCAAGUUCCGGCGUCGGGAGCGACGCGGUAUUGUCGCAAGGAUACGUGGUUGUUGUCGUGCUUGUUCUACAAGGCGAACAUCAACGACGAAGCGACGGAUUGGAAGCACGUCAAGGAGGAAUGCGACGGGGAAUUCGAGUGCGACGGCGUCAACAAGUACUGGACGAGCGACUUGUGGCACAUCGGUUCGAGCGGGAACGCGAACGGAUGCGACGCAUCCUUGGCCGACGGUACCGGCACCGACGCGAGCGCCUUUUACAAGGAAGGAAGCGCGGGCUGGCGUCAGUACGGACCCGACGGUGGCGACGGUUCGUGCAAGGUUGUCAAUAGUUGGGGUAACCCGGAGUAGGCGACGACGACGUCGACGCGAACACGCGCUCUCUUCCCGCUGUAAAAAUCACUCACACACCUUUUUUA